Messenger RNA from Leishmania braziliensis MHOM/BR/75/M2904, 426 nucleotides. Its product is annotated as putative small nuclear ribonucleaoprotein. Lineage: Eukaryota; Euglenozoa; Kinetoplastea; Trypanosomatida; Trypanosomatidae. Gene Ontology annotation, molecular function: RNA binding. The transcript has a single exon. The coding region runs from base 1 to 426 and encodes 141 amino acids. Gene Ontology annotation, biological process: spliceosomal snRNP assembly; RNA processing. Gene Ontology annotation, cellular component: U2 snRNP; catalytic step 2 spliceosome; U5 snRNP. The record is from RefSeq and is a predicted model, not a curated record.
AUGACAGAUACUUCAAAUUGUAAGAAGGACAUUCCUUCUUCUGUGGUAUUUGAGGCCCUGCACUUGAGAGUGACAGUGGAAACCGUUGAGGGUGAUCUGUACAAAGGAAAACUGGCAGAUUUCGACGUUUCACGAGGAAACAUUGAGCUUGUUGAUGUCCGGCACCAAGCAAAAGACUCCACUUACAGGUUUUAUGAGCGAGUAACAGUUCGUGGCUCAAACAUCAGAAUUAUUUUGCUGCCGCAGGAGAUGAAAGCGGCGCCCUCCCUGCAGUGGCGCCAAGAUUCGGUACAGCAGGAGCUCACGAAAUCGCUAAAGCGCACGCAUUUCCUUCGAUCGGUUAUGCCUCCUCCUCGACCGGUGCGCACAAAGAAGGGACCACCCAAGAACGACAAGAGCAAGCAGUUGCGCAGAAAAUUACGCUGA